AUGUCCUUCCUCCCCUCCAUCCGCGCAUCCACCCGUCUCUCGGGCGCCCGCGCUUCAUCCAUCCUCCCCCGCGCCACAACCUCCGCAUUCCACACCUCCGUACCUCGCCGGGGCCUCAAGGAGGACGAUGACCGAGGCCGCGACGAACUAAAGGACCAUUACGAGGAGGAGAAGCAGAGCCAGCUUAAGAGGCAGAAGGAGGGCAAGGGCAAGUGGAACCAGAACCUUGCCAGCAGCAGUGAGGCUUCGGUCAAGGCUGAUCGGGGCGAGGUGGACAGCCAUGAGAGCUUCGUCGACCUGCAAGAUAAGACCAAGAACGAGCCUAAUAAGAAGGCGUAA
Aspergillus mulundensis is the source of this 339-nucleotide messenger RNA. RefSeq lists its product as uncharacterized. The record is from RefSeq and is a predicted model, not a curated record. NCBI's taxonomy places the organism in Eukaryota, Fungi, Ascomycota, Eurotiomycetes, Eurotiales, Aspergillaceae. Bases 1 to 339 code for a protein of 112 amino acids. The transcript has 3 exons.